GACGAGAGCGCAGCACUUCCGGUAGGUCUAGGAAGUCGUUUCUGUGACCGGAGGUGGGGUUCUCGGGGCGCGCCUAGGGUCUGCGGAUGUAGACAGGACACCUGCUGAUAAGCAGAGUGGAUCAGGGAGAAACGAGUGUUGGAUGCAGCGGCUGUAGGUCUGAGAUGAGUGUCUCCGGAAGCUGAUGCUGUCUGGCCGGGAGGUGGCCAUUCAUUCCUCGAUCCCGCCUGAGGGGCGAAAGCCCCCCUGGGCUGUGGGACUCGGUGGCCAGGCGUGCGGCACAGAUAGCCACACUGGGCUCGUCCUGGGCUGCAGCCCGCCUUCUCACAGCGGAGGACAUCCCCCUCCUGCCACGCCGGGGCCCAGGUGACCACGGCCAUGGCUUUUCCUCAUCGGCCGGACGCCCCGGAGCUGCCUGACUUCUCCAUGCUCAAGAGGCUGGCUCGAGACCAGCUCAUCUAUCUGCUGGAGCAGCUUCCUGGGAAAAAGGAUUUGUUCAUUGAGCCAGAUCUCAUGAGCCCUUUGGAUCGGAUUGCCAAUGUCUCCAUCCUGAAGCAACACGAAGUAGACAAGCUGUACAAGGUGGAGAACAAGCCCGUGCUCAGCUCCAACGAACAGUUGUGCUUCCUGGUCAGACCCCGCAUCAAGAAUAUGCGCUACAUUGCCAAUCUCGUCAAUGCUGACAAAUUGGCCGGCCGAACUCGAAAAUACAAAGUGAUCUUCAGCCCUCAGAAGUUUUAUGCGUGUGAGAUGGUGCUUGAGGAGGAGGGGAUCUAUGGAGACGUGAGCUGUGAUGAAUGGGCCUUCUCUUUGCUGCCUCUUGAUGUGGAUCUGCUGAGCAUGGAGCUGCCAGAAUUUUUCAGGGACUACUUUCUGGAAGGAGAUCAGCGUUGGAUCAACACUGUGGCUCAGGCCUUGCACCUUCUCAGCACUCUCUAUGGACCCUUUCCAAACAGCUAUGGGAUUGGCAGGUGUGCCAGGAUGUCAUAUGAAUUGUGGCGGAAGCUGGAGGAGGAGGAGGAGAGUGAAACCAAAAGCCGAAGGCCAGAGAUCGGACACAUCUUUCUCCUGGAUAGAGACAUGGACUUUGUGACGGCACUUUGCUCCCAAGUAGUUUAUGAAGGGCUGGUGGACGACACCUUCCGCAUCAAGUGUGGGAGUGUCGACUUUGGCCCAGAAGUCACGUCCUCUGACAAGAGCCUGAAGGUGCUGCUGAAUGCCGAGGACAAGGUGUUCAGUGAGAUUCGCAAUGAGCAUUUCUCCAAUGUCUUUGGCUUCUUGAGCCAGAAGGCGCGGAACCUGCAGGCCCAGUAUGAUCGCCGGAGAGGCAUGGACAUCAAGCAGAUGAAGAACUUUGUGUCCCAGGAGCUUAAGGGCCUGAAACAGGAGCACCGCCUGCUGAGUCUCCAUAUCGGGGCCUGUGAAUCAAUCAUGAAGAAGAAAACGAAGCAGGACUUCCAGGAGCUGAUCAAGACCGAGCAUGCACUGCUGGAAGGUUUCAACAUCCGGGAGAGCACCAGCUACAUCGAAGAGCACAUAGAUCGGCAGGUAUCACCCAUAGAAAGCCUUCGCCUUAUGUGCCUCCUGUCCAUCACGGAGAAUGGUUUGAUCCCCAAGGAUUACCGAUCCCUGAAAACACAGUACCUGCAGAGCUACGGUCCUGAGCACCUGCUGACCUUCUCCAAUCUGCGGCGAGCCGGGCUCCUUACGGAGCAGGCCCCUGGGGACACGCUCACAGCAGUGGAGAGUAAAGUGAGCAAGCUGGUGACCGACAAGGCUGUAGGAAAGAUUACUGAUGCCUUCAGUUCUCUGGCCAAGAGGAGCAAUUUUCGUGCCAUCAGCAAAAAGCUGAAUCUGAUCCCCCGUGUGGAUGGCGAGUAUGACCUGAAAGUGCCCCGCGACAUGGCGUAUGUCUUCAGCGGCGCUUAUGUUCCUCUGAGCUGCCGAAUCAUCGAGCAGGUGCUGGAGCGGCGGAGCUGGCAGGGCCUGGAGGAGGUGGUGCGGCUGCUCAACUGCAGCGAGUGCUCGUUCACAGACAUGACCAAGGAAGACAGGGCUUCCAGCGAGUCCCUGCGCCUCAUCUUGGUGGUGUUCCUGGGGGGGUGCACGUUCUCGGAGAUCUCAGCCCUGCGGUUCUUGGGCAGAGAGAAAGGGUACAGGUUCAUUUUUCUGACGACAGCUGUCACGAACAGUGCUCGCCUGAUGGAGGCCAUGAGUGAGGUGAAAGCCUGAGUGUUCCCAGCCAGCGAUCAAGGCUUCCCAAGUGUCCCCCCGGGCAGGCAUGUGGCACCCAGCUGCUGAUACGGCUCCCCUGCUCCGAGCUGGGGAGCCUGGAACUUAGCUGGGACUCUGAGAACAUAUCUAAAGAGAGUGUUCGUGUCCUGUCUCUGGACUGGUCCUCGAGUUUGUUCGCAAAGUACUGUAUGGUCCAUGCUGCUGAGAUAUGUGGGAAAGAGGUAUCCUUUGCUAAAUCCCAUUUGAAUAUCACUGUAAAUAAAGACUCUGUAAAUAAA
This is a messenger RNA of Chinchilla lanigera (long-tailed chinchilla), 2513 nucleotides long. RefSeq names its product vacuolar protein sorting 33 homolog B (yeast) (gene Vps33b). The record is from RefSeq and is a predicted model, not a curated record. Gene Ontology annotation, cellular component: lysosome; CORVET complex. Bases 379 to 2232 code for a protein of 617 amino acids. Lineage: Eukaryota; Metazoa; Chordata; Mammalia; Rodentia; Chinchillidae. Gene Ontology annotation, biological process: intracellular protein transport; vesicle-mediated transport. The transcript is spliced from 23 exons.